Molecule: messenger RNA, 3774 nt
Organism: Rattus norvegicus (Norway rat)
Lineage: Eukaryota; Metazoa; Chordata; Mammalia; Rodentia; Muridae
Source: RefSeq, a predicted model, not a curated record
AGUUCUCCCGGUGACCUCGACAGAAAUCCUUGAGAAGAAGGGUAAAAAAAUCACAAAAGGGGCCAGAGGCUUCUCUGGGCCUCACAGCAAAAACACUGUGAAACACUGUUAAUGCUUUCUUUGGUGACAUGUAUCGGGCGAGACACAUUUGUAUUUCUCUGCUUCUAGGUGCAUAUGCUGGAGUACUGAAGCGAACUCUACACCUGAAUCUUUAAUGAACAUCAUCAAACGCUUGUGAGAGAAGUACAUCAGCACUGUACUCUGCAUCCAGGGAUCCUGACUCCUCUACAACUGGGCAGCCCUCACAAGACCCCACACACAGUGAACCUAGAGUCUUAUGGGGCACCUGGAGUGGCAGAGGAUUCUCUGGGUCCCUGCUCAGUGAGGCUACGUGGAGCUCAGUGGGUGCAAACACUUGAAUUGUAGCUGCAGGCGGAGGAAUAUCAGGUGCAUCUCUACGCCCUGAGGGCUCAACUCCUACACUUAAAUCCCUCCCACUGGAACAGCCGGCUCCAGUUUCACCGAGCCAGCGAGCCAGCGUGAGAACAGAUCCUGCUCCUCAGCCCUCAGCACCUUGCACAGAAGAAGGACUCCACAUCCCAGCACUGCCCACCUUCGAUGUAGGUGCCAGACGGAAGGAACUUUCCUUGUUAGGCCCUCAGCACAUGGAGCUGGCUUCAAAUAAAGUACUAAGAGCAAGAAAGAAGACAGUACUCACCUCCUUCAAAGCCACCACAUCCUGGUCAAAGAAGAGACAGCAGUGACCACACACUGAGCAGACCAGAGUCCAAACACAAAGGAUAAUGAGCCUCCUAAAGGAACGGAAACCAAAAAAGCCACACUAUAUUCCACGGCCCCCAGGAAAGCCCUUCAAGUACAAAUGCUUCCAGUGUCCUUUUACAUGCAAUGAGAAGUCGCAUCUUUUCAAUCACAUGAAGUACGGUCUCUGUAAAAACUCCAUUACUUUAGUGUCAGAGCAAGAUCGUAUUCCCAAGUGUCCCAAAUCUAGCUCGCUGGACCCUAAGCAGACCCACCAGCCAGAGCCCACCUCAAAGCCGGCCAUUUCCAAGUCUCUCCUAAAUGGACUCUCCAGCUUUGAUCCAAAGUCUCAACAGGGCUCUGCAAAGGAGGAUGCCAAAGAGAACCUAGAAAUGCAGGCUCGGGGAGCCCACAAGGGUCCCCAGAAACCAGCCCUACAGAAAGAAAUGACACCAGAAGCCAUUCUCAGCACCCAGCCCAGCCUCGACAAUGGGGUUAGACCUUCAGCAUUUGUUCCAGUUGGGGAGCACAGACUUAGGGGGCCAGAAGACACAGAGGCUCCUGAAAUGCUGGCAUUAACCAACUCUACCACCAAAGCCACCUCAUUCCAUGCCAAGUCUGCAUUCCAUACUCCUGGUUAUCCCUGGAAAGCUGGCUCCCCAUUCCUCCCUCCUGAGUUUCCACAUAAAAUCCCACCUACAAAGGGGUUUGGUGCCAUCUCCCCCUAUAUGCAUCCUGCAAUCCCGGAGUACCCCCCUCCCUUCUACACAGAGCAUGGGCUGGCUGCCCUCUACUCCCCCUACCUCCUGACUGGGAACACACCCGAGUGUGAGACCACUUUGCUGUCUGUCUAUGGAGCCCAAGACCAAAGACACUUCCUGUCUCAUCCUGGGCCAAUCCCCAAACACUUGAGUACAUCUCCAUCAGCCUACGACCACUACAGGUUUUUCCAGCAAUAUCACUCUAACCUGCAAAUCCCUUACGGAUUUUACAGACCAGAGUCUGCAUUUCCUUCCUACAGUCUCAGGCUCCCAUCAGUCACUGGCAUCACACGAGAUCAGAACCCUCGCUUGCUUGAAGAUGCAGCCCUGGCUUACCCAGCCUCCAGUCCCACAGAGUUAAACCUUUCAAACUCCCACAGGAAACACACAGAGUUUGAGAAGGAAAGUCCAGUUCCUGAGGCAAAAGAUCCUUCUACAGAUGGGCAAAGAGAUGCAGAAGAGGCCAAAAUGAGCCCCCGAGCAGGGAGCGCUGCCACAGGCUCUCCAGGAAGGCCAAGCCCCACCAACUUCACCCAAACAAGCCAAACAUUCGAAGGCCUGUGUGACCUCUCAAACAAAGCGGCCUCCUCGGGGGCCCUGGAGCGACUCCAGCAGCCUGAGCAGAGCCCCACCGCCUUCAAACCUGUCCAGAGGGGCUCAGAAAGUCCUCACUCCCAACCGCCUGCAAGCAGAACAGAGUCUCCAAAAAGCCUUCAGGCCGUGAACAGUGACCCUCCGGCCCAGACAGGGAGCAGUACCUCUUUCAUCACGGAGGCCCCACCCUCCAGCCCAGAGGACCACUCCAGAAUAGGCCCCCUCAAUCUCUCCAAGAAGCCGGAAACAAACCCUGCAGCCACUUAUGGACCCAUGUAUGCAAGCAAUGCCCAGGCAGACCCUCUGGGCUUCUCAGGGCUGCAGGACCUGCCACUCAAUCUGUCUGUAAAGGAUCCCUGUAAUGCCUGGGCUCCAAGGCCUGCCCUCCCUGGCCCACCACAAGGUGCAGAACCUCCUGUGCCUCCAAAGACUGAGACAAAAGGUUCUGAAGACAGGACAAGCCAUGUGGAGACAGAGCAAGACGAGGCCCACAGCAGGACAACCCCAGAUGUACACACGGUAGACAGCAGUGAUGAACAGAAGCAGACAGCAGCUGUAGCUCUCUGUCAGCUGGCAGCCUACAGCCCAGGGAAUGUCCGAGUGGGUGAUGAGGAAAGCCCAGCCCAGGAGUCCACCCAUCGAGAGGUGCCCACCCUCAGUUCUACAGAGAACCAGGAGGCUCAGUGUGACCUCAGACCCAAAGGACAAAAGAGGACAAGUCAAAGGGAUGCAGGAAAAUCCCAACAAGGAACUAAAAAGCCAAAGCUGAACGACACUGUACCGAGAGUGCUCACUCUACGCAAAAGAACCCGGGUAUCCUGAGGCCUCACGUGCGCUUGGUGCUGUGGCUAAAGAGAUGCUUUUCACACCACGUUCCAAGCAGCAGCUUCAACUUUUUUGCUUUUUGGAGAAGGUACCAUUUUGCCAUGUUGCUCAAGCUGAAUUAAACUUGUAGUCUUCCUGCCUCAGCUUCCAAAGUGCUGAGCCAACCAGUAUUUCCACAGUUUACCUUCACUUCUUAUCAAGUCAGUUUUUAUAAAUAUAUUUUUUUCUUUUCUCCUCAAAAAGGACAAAAAACUGUAAUCUUGUUUUUUUUUAACAUUAAGAUAAAUAUUAAAAGGUGUUUCUACUUCUGGUUGUAAAAAAAAAACAAAAACAAAAACAAAAAAAAAAAAACAACUGAAUGGCUUAUGCUCUCCGAGACGGAUGAAUUAAACUGGGGUUUCCUGUUUUGUGACACAUCAGGGAAAUACACAGAACUAUCUCAGCAGUUUGAGUAGACUUCUAGAAAAGACCUUUUACAAGUACUAUUUUUGAGGACUAAAACGUAUACUGUUUUACUGUGUUCCUUUUAAAUAUAGUUAUGUGUUUUGAUGCCAGAAACAUCUUCAGUUUAAACAUCAACUGUUACAUAUAAGAAAUGUUAUGAUUAGUUCUAACUGAACCGUCCACAAAUAUCUAGCGGCCGAUUUUAUGAGUAAUUUAUUUCCACCAGGGAAGUGUACUUCUGGUAAAGGUAUGAUCACUUUAUUCUAUUUGCUUACGAUGUCACAGCAAACUUUCUCACUUAGGCCUGUGUUCCACUCCCUAAAAUGCUGUACAUGUUAAUUUCCCAAUAAACUCAUGUGUGAAUGUUGAGAACACAUAAGGCAAAAAUCAA